This is a messenger RNA of Magnolia sinica, 2603 nucleotides long. RefSeq lists its product as uncharacterized. The record is from RefSeq and is a predicted model, not a curated record. The transcript is spliced from 2 exons. The coding region runs from base 1629 to 2108 and encodes 159 amino acids. NCBI's taxonomy places the organism in Eukaryota, Viridiplantae, Streptophyta, Magnoliopsida, Magnoliales, Magnoliaceae.
UCUUCAAACUUUUGUUGCAUGUACUAUGGGAGAUUUAUGGUCUCCAUUCAUGUUGUUGCUCAAAGUUCUCUGUGCAGAGCUGACGUCUGCCAAAAUUUAAGCCAAUGUGGUAAGAACUGAAAGAAAAGCACACAUUUGAAUAUCUGCUUCUUAUCUGCUUCUUUUCCUAGAGAAGAUGCAUUUGCAGUUGUUUUUCCCCUUCCAUUUCCUUUUUUCUGCUCUUGCUUUCUGCUACUUAUAUUUAGAUGCAUUAUCGGCCUAUGGAUCUCUGUUUCCAGAGAAUGGAUGCUGUUGCUUUCUCCAUUGGUAGGAAGCUAGACACAACCCUUUUCAGUUUCUUGAUUUCAUUUGUAAUGCUUCUCUUUGUGCGAGCAAAAAAUGGAAAAAAGGUGGUUUUUGAUGUGAUGCCAUGGUCUUGACUUGUGGGUUUGAUCCUUCCUUGUGUUGCUAUAAUAGAGAGCUGGCUACUACAGCUUAGCAUGCAUCUCUUAUUUCCAACCAUUGUGUUACAUGUGUAGGCCAUUUGGCCCAUGCAAAAGUUGGGCCCAACCAUGAGGAUGAUCUAUCUCGAAAACUAGGCCGAUCCACUCAAUGUGUUGAGCCGCUGUCCAUUUAUUUUGAUGAUGCAGACUACUUGAUUAGUUGACUGGCCCGAUUUUUGUUUCAGGUGAUCUUCAGGGUGACAGUGGCCUGCCUAAUUAGUGGAUCUUCAGGGUGACAGUGGUCUGGCUAAUUAGUGGAUCUUCAGGGUGACAGUGGUCUGCCUAAUUAGUGGACUGGCUUGAUUUUGUGCCAGGUUAUUUUCAUGGUGAUGGUGUGACCGACCUGCCCUGAUGAGCAGAUCAGCCUGAUUUUUGUUUGAGGUGGUCUUCUUGGUGUGGCCCUCCGUUUGCAUGGCUCGGAUAUCCUAUAGAAGUGACAAAUUGGCGGGAAAGAUGGGUUAGCAUGCAGCUGGCUGCAGGUAACUAUUUUUCACAAUAUGUGAGAUGUUGGGAGCCUACUUGUCGAAGGAAGGGGUUAAGAAGUUGGCGGAUGUGUUUGGGUGUGAUGCGGGUUAUUUCCCUUCUUCCUAUCUAGGUCUUCCUCUUUGCAUCAUCAAGCUGGCGAAGCAUCUUUGAGACAAAGUAAUCGAAAGAAUGGAGAGGAAACUUUCUAAUUGGAAGAGCUGCCUUCUUUGCUUGGAGAGGAAACUUUUGAAGGUGGCCUCGUCAAAUAUGCCGCUCUAUUUUAUGUUCCUAUUCAGAUGCCUGAACUCAGGACUUGAUAGGUUGGAGUGUUUAAUGCAGGACUUUUUAUGGAAAGGAGUGGAUGAGAAUCAUGAAUUCCAACUUUUGAACUUGGGAGAGGUUUGCAAGCCAGUGACCGAAGAAGCGGGUAUCAGGGAUUUGGAUAAUACGAAUUGUUCUUUGCUUGGGAAGUGGCUUUGGAGGUUUGCCUUGGAUGAGGGGAAUUUGUGGAGGGAGGUUAUAGCAAGUACAGGGUCUAGGUUGUAGGAUGGUAGGUUAGAGAGUCAUCCUUAUAUAAAAUUCGUCUUUGAGGAAGCCGGUGUACUAGAUGACUCAUAAAUUUAGAGGCGGUGUUUCCUUCACUAUUGGGGAUGGUGAACAUGUUCGGUUUUGGGAGGGGACAUGGGGAUCAGAGAGAGCCCUCCUCAAUUGGAAGUUAUCCGACAAGGAAGUGGAAGACUUCUCAAGUCUAUUGGAUUGUCUUCAAGGCUCUUUUCCAACGCAGGGAGAAGGGAUGCUAUGAGCUGGAGCUUUUAUAAGACAAGGUGCUCCAUGGUCCGUUCUUUCGACAACUUUCUAAAGGGUUUGUCAUCGGGAGAGGCUCUGAGCAAACUUUAUGUGGUCAUAUGGCUCCCCACCAAUGAUCGCGGUGUUUGUGUGGUUAGGCGGAAAGAAUCAGGUGCUCACAUUGGACAAUGUCCAGAAAAAGGUCGAUGGUGCUCCCUGACUAUGCUUCUUGUGUAUGAACAAGACGGAGUCAGUCAACCAUCUCUUCAUUCAUUGCUACUUUGCUCUAGAAGUUUGGGACAGUUUCCUUCAAGUCUUCAACACGUAUUGGGUGAUGCCAUAAUCCAUCGGAGCUCUUCUAUUGGCAUGGCAUGAUUGUGGGGUAAGAAAUGUGAUAUGCCAAAAUGGUGACGGUGGUAGCCAUUACGAAUUACGGGGUUGAAAUGGCCGUUACAGAAAAGAUGGCCCGCAAUGGGGCUGAAACAGAUUUUUUCAAAAAAGAAAGAAAGAAGAAGAAAAAGAUAAAGGCCAUAAUGGGAGUAUGGAAUACCUUGGUCUGAAAAGAGCACAAGGUAGUGUGGCAGUUGGCGAUUAUGGCCAUUUUAUGGUCCAGUUGGGGGGAGAUGAAUGAUUGAUGUUUUAGGAAUUUGAGUGGGUCGGUAUCUGGGGUGAUGAGAAGGGUUAAGUGGGACAGUAGAUUGGGCCUCUUGCUUAAAGGCUGCAGGUGGUUGUAAUAUAGAUUGCUUGGGCUGUAAGGGUUGUUCCUGCCGGUUGUUUCCCAGUUGGUUUUUACUAAAAGUAUCGUUACCUUUAAAAAAACGUGUUUAUAGAAGCCAUUUGUGCAUACUGAUUGGCAUGCACAUUGAAUGA